Molecule: messenger RNA, 1707 nt
Organism: Hordeum vulgare subsp. vulgare (domesticated barley)
Lineage: Eukaryota; Viridiplantae; Streptophyta; Magnoliopsida; Poales; Poaceae
Product: guanylyl cyclase 1
Exons: 9
Coding region: 605-1411 (268 amino acids)
Source: RefSeq, a predicted model, not a curated record
GCGCAGCGAACGACGUACGUACCCAAACGCCAGCCAGACCAAACCACACCACUCCGUCCGUCUCCCUCCCUGUACAAUACAACUACACGCCUCCCACGACGCCGGCCCUCCUCCCAAUCCCCGCCCUCACUCCAGCUUGCCUGGCCUCCUCGCGGAGCACCUAAAAAACGCGGCGGCUUCUGGAAAGGCGAGGCCCGUUUUAAAGGCGCCGCCCCGCCCCCGCCCCCGCCCCCGCCCCCAUCCCACCGAUUCUUCCGCUGCCCGUGCCGGUGCCCGUGCCCGCCGCCGCCGCCGCGCGCCCCCCUCCCCGUCCCCGCCUCUUUAUAAUCAACCGUCCAGUCCCCAGCCCAGCCAGCCCAAUCGUUCCGCCACGGCCAGCCCGCGAUUCCCAUCCCGCCCCACCUCACCGCCCACCGCCCACCGCCACGCCACGCCACGCGCUCCCCGUGUUCCCGGGCUUUACCCGAGGGCCUCUCUUCCUGCUCUUCUUCUUCCUCCUCCUCCUCCUAACGGCGUCGUCCGAACGGACGGCGAGGAGGAGAACCCUUCGCCUGGCCUGGCCUGGCCUGAGUCUCGCCCGGCCUCUCUGGCGGUUGAUGAUGUCAUGUGGCCCCUCUGCUUCAUCUCGGACAGGCUGUUCAAGGUGCCGGGAGACGACGGCGGCGAGGGCCCGGGCGCGCCGCUGCCCCCCGACGGCCGGAUUCCGCUAGCGCGCCGAUCCUACUUCAUCGAUGUCCCGCAUGUGCAGCAGGCCUUCACCUGGGACUGCGGCCUCGCUUGCGUGCUCAUGGUGCUAAGGACCCUCGGCCUUGAUUGCUGCCACGGCAUUGCCGAACUCGAGAAGCUCUGCCGCACCACAAGCGUCUGGACAGUCGACUUAGCAUACCUGUUACACAAGUUUUCAGUUAAUUUUUCGUUCUUUACUGUGACUAUCGGAGCAAAUCCACAAUAUUCUGGAGAAACCUUUUAUAGGGAGCAAUUGCAAGAAGACAUUGAUCGAGUGGACGAGCUGUUUGGCAAAGCACUUGAUGCUGGAAUCAGUAUUCAAUGCAGAUCCAUCAGUGCGUAUGAUAUUGCUUUUCUACUCUUAUCUGGGCACUGCAUAGCAAUUGCACUAGUGGAUAAAUCAAAGUUAAAUUCCUCUUGGAUGAAUGAUGUACAUGAUAUGCAACAGUUUGAUGAGGAUUCAGAUUACAUGGGGCAUUAUGUUGUAAUAUGUGGCUACGAUGCUGAUACUUGCGAGUUUGAGAUAAGGGAUCCAGCCAGUUCUAGGAAGCGUGAAAUGGUGCCCAUGAAAAGCUUAGAUGAGGCCCGCAAAUCCUUUGGAACUGAUGAGGAUAUUCUCUUGGUCUCCUUAACUGGAAAGAACGGGACGAAGCUGUCGCGUAAACUGCCGGCCGGCUCUCCAUAGACUGCUCACCAGCCUCCAGCCUCACACCUGUGUAUACUCUGUACAUGUCCCCUGUAGUUAUGAUUACCGCUUGUCAAGUCCGGUAUGUAGUUUGAGAACAUUCUUACAGCCGAUAGGAAGAUAGAAGAACCCAGCAAGGCCUAAGCUUCUGCAAACGGCGCAGCAGCGACACCGUGGAGCACGAACUGCUUCGAGCACAAGUUUCGUGCCAUCAUGGCCGGGCAGAGAUGUAGCAUAUGUACAGAUACAUCCACGAAUAAAAUGGUGGCCUCGUGGUGCCAUGUAUUCCUACCUGA